AUGCUGUUCAAUCCCUCCAAAUGCUACAAAAUGUCUGUUUUCCGUAGUAGAUCCCCAGUAGUUAAAGACUACACCCUUUACAACCAAACCCUGGUAGCUGUUCAGCAACAUCCUUAUUUAGGUGUNGGCAUGUGUUCAAAAUCUGUAGAUGUCACGGCAGGGGUACCUCAAAGCACAGUACUAGGUCCAUUAAUGUUUUUGUUAUUCAUCACUGGUAUGCAAGACGAUCUAGUACGUACACUAAGAUUGUUUGCUGAUGAUGCUUUAUUGUAUCAUAAAAUCACUCAUAAUGACGACACCUUGGCUUUACAGCGUGACCUAGACAAACUAGGCCUAUGGGCUGAUAGAUGGCAGAUGCUGUUCAAUCCCUCCAAAUGCUACAAAAUGUCUGUUUUCCGUAGUAGAUCCCCAGUAGUUAAAGACUACACCCUUUACAACCAAACCCUGGUAGCUGUUCAGCAACAUCCUUAUUUAGGUGUUUUGCUGUCUAGCGAUCUGCGGUGGAACUCUCAUGUGGACAAGAUUGCUGAAAAGGGGAACUCUUCACUUGCAUUUGUGAAAAGGAAAUUGUAUACCUGCUCUGAAGAAACCAAACGAGCAGCAUAUGUAUCACUUGUCAGGCCACAUCAAGAGUAUGCGACUGCAGUAUGGGAUCCUUACAGACAGAAUCAAGUGGAGAAACUAGAAGCUAUCCAAAGUCGUGCAGUGAGAUUUCUUAAACAUGAUUAUAGUUAUAACACCAGCGUGUCCAAACUGAAGAAAUCCCUAUCUUUGGGUUUACUAAGCGAGAGAAGAAAAUCCCACCGUCUACAAAUUUUCCAUAAAGCUGUGUUUAAUGAUAUUCCUUUGCCUAUUCCGCCUUAUUAUCAAUUAUCUAUUUGGGAAACUAGAAAUUACUCGACGAAUUCAUUUAUUCAACCAUCUGUACAUCAUGAUUAA
This is a messenger RNA of Porites evermanni, 939 nucleotides long. NCBI's taxonomy places the organism in Eukaryota, Metazoa, Cnidaria, Anthozoa, Scleractinia, Poritidae. The record is from the annotation of a GenBank genome assembly.